GUGGUGUUAUGUCUGUGUCUAUUUUUACAAUCACAAAAGUUUAUAAACACCGUUAGAUUCGCUUUGUUUACGUUUUCAGCGCUCAGCUUAAUAUUUGGGAGCCGAUCCAAAUCGGUUUACAUCACACUAUAUACGAUGGCAGGUUUAAUGGCAAAACCAAAGAGUGAGAUGACUCCAGAAGAGUUAUCACAGAGGGAACAGGAGGAGUUUAACACUGGACCAUUGUCUGUACUUACACAGUCCGUCAAGAACAACACACAGGUCCUUAUCAAUUGUAGAAAUAACAAAAAACUGCUGGGCAGAGUAAAAGCUUUUGACAGGCAUUGCAAUAUGGUUCUGGAGAAUGUGAAGGAAAUGUGGACAGAGGUGCCAAAAACUGGCAAGGGCAAGAAAAAAUCAAAGCCUGUGAACAAAGACAGAUUCAUCUCCAAAAUGUUCCUCCGUGGUGACUCUGUAAUACUUGUACUUAGAAAUCCACUUGCCACCGCUAAAUGAAGGACUUUCAUAUAGUCUUAAAGACUGUUUAGACAUUGUUGUGCAAAUAUUUUUACAUGUAAGGGAUAAGUACAGUUUUUGAACAUUUUGAUUUUGUUUUUCAAAUGAACAAAGGUCAAGUAAGGAUACUUAGACCUAAGAUCGAGGUGUUAUGAAGAUAUGAAGUAGAUUUAAAGAUUGUAUAUGAAAUCUUAAUGUUCUAGGUCUUACUCUUUUAAUAAGAAUGAGAACAUGUUUGUUUCUUUCAUGCAGAUAACCAUCUGUUAGAAAAUUACAUUUUGAAAAUAGUUUCAUUAUAAGUCAUUUAAAUUGUUAAUUAUUUUGUAGAUGAUAGUUUUAACUUACAAAAUAUUUGACUUGUUAAUUUCAUUCAAAAUUAAAUCAUGUAUUCAUUCCAUGUUCUUUUAUUGCAAAUCAUUAAAGAUGUAAAUACAUUUCUAUUGUCAUCCACUCAGUGUUACUCUUCAAAAGAAAUAUUUGAAGUUAAAGAA
Messenger RNA from Ruditapes philippinarum (Manila clam), 986 nucleotides. RefSeq names its product small nuclear ribonucleoprotein Sm D2. Gene Ontology annotation, cellular component: U4/U6 x U5 tri-snRNP complex; catalytic step 2 spliceosome; U5 snRNP. The transcript has 3 exons. NCBI's taxonomy places the organism in Eukaryota, Metazoa, Mollusca, Bivalvia, Venerida, Veneridae. The record is from RefSeq and is a predicted model, not a curated record. Bases 136 to 495 code for a protein of 119 amino acids. Gene Ontology annotation, molecular function: RNA binding. Gene Ontology annotation, biological process: RNA splicing; spliceosomal snRNP assembly.